Pelobates fuscus (common spadefoot toad) is the source of this 1082-nucleotide messenger RNA. RefSeq lists its product as uncharacterized. The record is from RefSeq and is a predicted model, not a curated record. NCBI's taxonomy places the organism in Eukaryota, Metazoa, Chordata, Amphibia, Anura, Pelobatidae. Bases 227 to 373 code for a protein of 48 amino acids. The transcript is spliced from 3 exons.
UCCAUUAGUAAUUGUACAGACUAAAAUACAAGAUCAUUACUCUGGGAUCUGGGGAUUAACAGGCAGGAAGAGGAUCAGACUGCAUCACUAAGCCUUCAGCAAGCAGAGAAUCACAGCCACAGGGUGAGAGAGGCAGGACUGGGUAAACACAAAGUUUCAUGAAAACCACAUCUUAAGCAGUACGCAGUUCUGGAGUCUCCAGGCCCAGGUGCAGGGCCAGCUGCAGAUGGUUAUGGCUGCCAGGCAUUCGUUCGCUGUCCAUUUCCUCCUGGUCCUGAGAGAGAUGCUGGCCUUCGUGCUGUUCAGUUACACGGUGCUCAUCGGGGCUCUCUUGGUGGCUGGAUGGACUACUUACCUUCUUGUCCUCAAAUGAUAAUUUUUCAAGAUACUGUAUGGAUCCCCAAAAGGAUGUAGGCAUGCUGUCUCUUUAAGAGUGUAUCCCUCUCCUAUCUCCUGUAUGUUUCUCUCUAAUAAAUUAAUGGCAGCGUGCUGCAAUGAUUGCUGAGUAUUAUAUAGUAUGUUAAUAUAGCCCAAUUGUCUGGUAUUAUAUAAGAUUAUAUAUUUAUAUUUAUAAACUGUAUCAUUUUAUGUUGGAAAUAAUGGACCAGUACUGCCUUUCACACAAUAAUGUUGCUGCUGUUGAUACAAAUAAGUCAAUCGCACAUUGUUAUAUUUAUAUUUUAUAGAGUUAUGUCUGUGCUUGUUACUGGUAUUCUAAAAGGUAUAGGUAACGUUUCAUGUAAUGCAAGCAAUAUAUAGGAAUUAGCCACAUACAUCUUCCAUUUAUCACUAGAGGGGGCACAGCAUGGGCAAGGCAGAGGGCCUAAAAGGAAAACACAUUGUAUUUAUAUCAUUUUACAGGAAAUAAUGAAGAGUGGAUCACAAGAAUGAAGAUUAAAAUCCAAAUAUUUUAUUUUGCUAUUACAUUUUGCUAGUAGUGAGUUUUCCUUUAUCGACUAUGUUAUUGUAAGUCAGUUGGUUCUGUAAGACUUUGUCAUGAUACAAUUUUUGUAUGCCUACUGUGCAGGUAGCAGUGGAAUGUUGUGUACAGGUUACCCAGGAAUAAAAACCCUUGUAUAAUA